Staurois parvus is the source of this 370-nucleotide messenger RNA. Lineage: Eukaryota; Metazoa; Chordata; Amphibia; Anura; Ranidae. The record is from the annotation of a GenBank genome assembly.
AUGGGGCCCCCGGGCAAUAGGGGAUCAUGGGGCUCCUGAGUCCUCGCCCACACUCAAACAAGCCUAUGAAAGGUAGCAGGGGCAUCUCAUGGGGCCCCCAAAUGACCCCGGGCCCUCGGGCAAUGACCAAGUACCCGGACGGUGAGUCCACCCCUGGUCAUGCGGCCACUUUAUUAGGUCCACCCAGGGGCGGACUGACAACUCAUGGGGCCCCGGGCAAUAGGGGAUCAUGGGGCCCCUGUCUCCUCGCCCAAACUCAAAAAAGCCUUUGAAAAAGGUACCAGGGGCAUCUCAUGGGGCCCCCUACUGACCCCGGGCCCUCGGGCAGUGCCCGAGUUUCCAAAUGGUCAGUCCGCCCCUGGGUCCACCU